CUCACUCUUUCAGGAAAAUCCAAGGUGUAUCAAGGUGUUCGAGUAAAGAUCACUGUGAAAGAGUUAUUACAGCAGAGGAGAGCACGACAAGCAGCAACUGAUGCCACUGUUUCCCGAGGCAGCAGUAGUGUCCAGUUUCCAGAAUCUGUUUCUUCUCCCUGCACAGCACCUUAUUUUGAUGCAGAACCUCUCUCUUCUGCCCCCAACUAUUUCCAGCCACGGCAGUUUCCAAAUUGCAUUUCCUGUGAAGAAAACCCAAGUUAUUUGGAGCAACUUGUUGAUACCUAUCUUCAGACAGAGCCGCCCAUGGACCCAUCCCUGAGUGCUCUACAGACGUCUACCUACUAUAACCCAGACACCUUCCAGUCAACCCCUCUCUGUUUUAACCAGAGCCUGGUUCCUGGAUCUCCUGCCUCGUCUGACCUGUCCAGCCCAUUAGACUAUAGCUACUCCCCACCUCAGCUGCCUCCUUUUCCUCCACUGAACUACAGCCCUCUUUCUCCUCUAGACACCACGAACUACGGCUAUCCUCUAGAGGAGUGCUCACAUCCUCAGUACAGCUGCUCCCCCUCGGCCUGUUACUGCUCAUCCUGUGCCUCAGAGCACUUGGAUACGUUCAGAGUAUCAGAGUAUUUCCCCUACCCAAGUGCAGACUGUAUGGACUGUCCUGGCACCGUGACAAUGGCAGAUGACUUCUUUAGAAGGGAUAGAAACUACGACAUCUGCUACAGUUAAUGGAGAUGAUGGUUUUAUAUAUAUGUACCUACGUACAGGUAUCCAAAUCAGCUAACUGCCUAUGAACUAUGCAAAACAUCAUUGUCUAACACAAAGUUCAGUUUACUCUACACUACUUAGCCUGGUAUGCUCCAGGUGUUAAUUUAGUCCUCCUGGGUAACAAUAUUUUAAGACUCACCGCAUUGCUACCGUUGUCCUUCUGUCUUGUGUUUCAUAAAAAAAAAAAAACUAGCUUUCAGUGAAUGCUUCACUAAACAAGUUUUUGUUAUUACAAAUAAAUAAUUUUAUACAGA
Molecule: messenger RNA, 1028 nt
Organism: Malaclemys terrapin pileata
Lineage: Eukaryota; Metazoa; Chordata; Testudines; Emydidae
Gene: POU2AF3
Product: POU class 2 homeobox associating factor 3
Exons: 4
Cellular component (GO): cytoplasm
Molecular function (GO): DNA binding; POU domain binding
Source: RefSeq, a predicted model, not a curated record